Messenger RNA from Schistosoma spindalis, 1812 nucleotides. The record is from the annotation of a GenBank genome assembly. NCBI's taxonomy places the organism in Eukaryota, Metazoa, Platyhelminthes, Trematoda, Strigeidida, Schistosomatidae.
AUGACUCUUAAUCGUCCAAAACCAAGUGCUAGUCCAUCAGAUGAUUCAGCUGUUGGUGAUAUGAAUAGUAAUGGAACAAGUACAACAAGUAGUAGUAACGGUGAAGCAUUAUGUCCGGAAACUACUUCAACGACAACAACAGAAAGUUUAACUGAAUCAUAUACAAAAUUAGCACUAACCAAACGACAAACAUCUCUCGUCAUAGAAUCUACCGCUGAUUCAAAUGAUCCAGGGAAAAUGUUUAUUGGUGGCCUCAGUCCUACUACAACAUCUGAGGGAUUACGGGACUAUUUUCAAAAAUACGGUGAGCUUAGGGAAUAUAUGAUUAUGCGUGAUCCUCUCACAAAAAGAUCAAGAGGUUUUGGAUUUAUUACAUUUUCUGAUCCAGUGUGUGUGGAAAAAGUCCUCGAAACAGCUCCACAUAUUUUGGACUACAAAAAGAUUGAUCCAAAACUUGCUGUUCCUCGUAAAUCUGGUCAAAAUACAAAAGUAUCUACAAAAACUAAACGUGUAUUUAUCGGUGGAGUUGCAACACAAACAACAAAUGAAGAAUUAAGUGAAUACUUUAGUCAAUUUGGAAAGCUAGAAUCAUGUGAAUUAAUGAUGGACAAGUCAACUAAUCGACAUAGAGGCUUUGGAUUUGUUACUUUCGAAUCAGAAGAAUCAGCUGAAAAAGUUUGUGAAAUUCAUUUUCACGAUUUGCAUAAUAAAAUGGUUGAAGCUAAAAAAGCCGUUCCAAAAGAAGUGAUGAGUACAAAUAACUCCUUGAUUAAGCAACGACAUCAGUUUAUUCGUGCUCCAAUUUCACAUUUUCUUCCUGCUCAGUUGAAUGGAGCUGCAGCGGCGGCUGCAGCAGCAGCUGCUGCUUCAUAUACAUUAACAGCAACAUCACCGAUUACAGCACGUCAACCAAGUGCCUAUGCUUACUUACCUGGUUAUUAUCUAUCUCCAGGUAAUUCAAUGUUCUACAGUCCAUCAACAGGUGUUAUGGUUAAUCCACAUACUGGACUACUACCAUCCACACUAGAUCCUAAUCAAAUAAGAAAUCAAGACUGUCAAACUACCAGUUAUGAUUUACUCAAUUCAUCAUCGAAUUUAAUAUCUCUGUUAACUCAUUCAUUACAACCUAUUCAAUCAACCUCAUUCGUAACUUCUAAUCCGCGUAUCCCAAUCAUUACGAAUACAACUGAUAAUAAUAACGAUAAGAACAAUCAUUUAAAUAUGUUUAAUAAUCCUAACAGUAACUGCAGCAGUAUUAACAAUAGUUGUUAUCGAUCAACAGCAGAAAAUAAAGAACAGCAAGUAGCAGAAUUUAUUAAUACUAAUCGUGCUAAUAAAUUACAGUUUUUAUUGAAUUCUAUGACCAUCAAUUCAAUGUUACAAACUGGAGAAACUACUAAUCAUAGUCCUUUGAUCGAUUCCACAGCUCAUUGCUUACAAACAGAUAUUAUAGGAGCAGAAAAUAAUCAAGUUGAAAUUAGUCAACAUUCUCAUCCUCUUACUAAUCAUCUUCCUCAUUCUUACUCAACUUAUAGUCAACAUAAUCAACCACAAUUACAAAUAUUGGGCCCAUCAACAGUCCCAUCUGUUCAACAAUCAUCAAUUACUGGAAUAAAUUAUCAUCCACCUACCGUAUCUGAGAAUCUUGUUACAAAUGGCCAAGCACAUUAUCUUAUUACAGGUGCACCAAAUGGAACAAAUCCUAGUCAUACAACAAUAUUUGCUAAUCAUAUACAAACCUCACCAGUUACAUUGAUUCCAGAAAUUGAUUAUAAUGCUUGUUCAAUUAUACAUACAUAUAGAAAUGAAUAA